ACAUGAUUACCUCAGGUAAUUUCACAUAUAGUUCUCACCCCGGAAAUACAUUUAUGCAUCUGAUAAGCGUUCGCCUGAUGCACUGAUAUUUAAGGAGACGCCAUAGAUCCGGACGUGAUCUGAAACCACAGUUCUAAGGGUCGACAUGUCAAGGUCUAUAUUUGCUCAGGGAAGUUCACAGUAUUCGUGGCUUAACCGUUUUGGUCUUUAUUUUUGUGGGAAACGUAAUUUAAACAUAUCGAAGUGCGAGUGUUGCAUUUAGUAGGAGACUUGAGGGCAAACUGUGGGUGCUUUACAGGAAAGCUGCUUACAUCGCCCAUAGACCCAUCCCAUUUAUGUGAGUGACAGCCAGAGCAGACAGUGUGAGUGGGAGAACGAGUCAAUGAGACAUAAGGACAGGUUGAGCACAUUGCACACUUGGUUCAAAACUUGAACUGUGUCUCACUCUUUAAGUUUAACACAGGGGUCAAUGGUCUCGAUGCGCACAGGAUAAUCUCAUUUUGUGAAGACUUCUGAGCCCAGAACAUUAAGGAAAUGCUAAUAAGGUUGAUUCACUGCAUCAGGGGUGUGUCCUGAAUGUGUUCGGCAGUCAACGGUGUAAUUCCCCUGAGGAUCAGUGAGGGACUGGCAAACCCUAGAAGACCGCAUGGGGAGUUGUCAAUGUCCACCAAUGUCACUGGUUUCCGGGCACACCAGCAUUUGGAGAUGGACGUGGCCUGGCAAGAACUGAUGGCCAUCACAGAUCUUCAGGAGUUCGAAGUACCCAAUGAGAAUCCCUUUGAAGCUAUUCCAUACCUGUCCUUGGAGCCCAUGGUUUCUCAAGGUGGAUAUGGAAUGGGUCAACCGCAGACUGAAUCCAUUCCAGGAACGUGCGAUGCUCAUCCUGCGGUGGUUUACGAAAACUCGUACUCCGAAUUGAUGCCACCUUAUCAGCGCCUGAAUCCACACAUGCAGGACAUGCACUAUGGACACCCCAGUGGCCACGUUUCUUCUAGAAUGCUCACAAAUACGCAAGCUCUUCAUCCGCCUCUCAUGAGUUUUUUGGAGCACAUGAAUUUGACGACACGCAGCCAUGGCAUUGGAAGGGAUGGCCAUUGCUCAGGACAAAUCAAACAAGCCUCCGUGGAUGAUCUAGAAUCAGACUCCGGAUUGUCGCUCGGUUCGAGUCCGCCCCUCGCCUCCCCAGAAAACGCAGUGCAUGGGGUGCCUACUUACGUACCUACAAAUGGAACAAUGUGCUAUGCUGAAAGUAAAAUCGAAAGUAUGGGGGAACGGCCAAAUCUCCUCGGGUCUGUUGACUACCAACAGUCUUACAGCUCUUACCCAAGUGCUUCAUUUUCAACAUCCGCAAAUAUGCAAGCUGUCAAUCAGCAGGGCCAGGCUUACACAGGGCCAGGGAUGGCGGUGUUAAAGCAACCGAUUUUACCUACGGCCCUACAUGACCUUCAGUUAAACGCAUCAAGUUUACCUAGAGUAGGUUCGUAUCAGCCCCCUUACCCGAAGCCUAAACCGAGCAGCGUUCCCGCACCUCUGAGCAGAGAUGAGCGACGAGCCUUUGCCCUAAAAAUCCCAUUUACACUGGACAAGAUUGUGAACUUACCAGUGGACGACUUCAACGAGCUGUUGACCCAGUAUACGUUGAACGAGGCACAGUUGGCACUUGUAAGGGACAUCCGGCGCAGAGGAAAGAACAAAGUCGCGGCUCAGAACUGCCGUAAACGAAAGUUGGAGAAUAUUGUGUAUUUGGAGAACGAGCUGGGACAGCUUAAAGCCCAAAGAGAGCAUUUAACCAGAGAGAGACUGGAGUUUCAGCAGAACUUAACUAUUAUCAAAUGUCGACUGUCGGAUCUUUACAACCAAGUGUUUUCACAGCUACGGGAUGAGGAGGGACGUCCUUACUCUCUUGAUGAAUAUUCACUACAACAGACUAAUGAUGGCAACGUUUACUUGGUACCACGCAACAUAGCCCUGGAAAAUGAAUGAACUUUGUAGCCAAUGAAAGCAAAUGUGUAAAUUAGUUAAGUAUUUUGACCCACUACUCAAGUAUCUGUACUUUAUCAUAUUGUACUUUUCACUCCACUACAUUUCAUAAAUAGAAGUUGUUUUUUAUCUUUAAAACUUUUAAUUACUUGAGUAAAAGUAAUUAAGUACUAGAUUUUUAAUGUAAUUAAGUAUUAAAUGAAAUUAAUUGAAAUGUAGUGGAGUAAAAAGUAUGAAAUUAUGCUUUAAAAAAGAGGUCUUCAACAAUUUUCAGGCCAAAGACUCCUUAAUCAGCCCAUUCUCAUGAUUUGCAUAUAAAAAGCACGCAAGUCGUGCAAUACAUACACCAAAUUCUAAUUUUGCAUGCAUAUGAUAUGCCACUCCUUCCCGUUCCUUUAAUACAGUGCAUACUUUCGUGUUGUUUUAUAUAUUGGUUUUUCUGGUUUAUUACCAUUGUUGCUUGGGUUCAAUUCUAACCCCAACUCCAAGCGACCAAGGUUUUAAAAUAGACAAAAAAAUGAAGAAACCUAUAUAUUAAAUAACAUCCUAAGCAAAUCCCAAAUCUAACCCCAAACCCCAAAAUUGAAAAUAAAACGAUACGAAAAGAUGCAGCGUAUUAAGUGAAAGGGAAGGACUGACGUAUCAUAUGCAUGCGAAAUUGAAAUUUGACGUGUUGUACGACUUUUCACACUGCAUGCUUUUUAUACGCACUUGAGAAUGAGUUGCCUUAAUAGAUAGAGAGAAGAAACAAGGUCCCCCUAGUACACUGGUUCACCAACUUUUUGGUGUGUACCCCCCUUGUAUAGGGUGCAUGAAUUUGCGGCCCAAAGAAAAUUUAUAAAAUGAAACAAUCUUAAACGUUUGAAUUAAACAAAACUUGUUAAAUGAUACAAUGUAGUGCUGUUGGUUAGCCUUAUUUUUCUGAGGUUUAAUCACACAGAAUUUAUGAUGUAUUUUAUAAAAUGUCCCCAGUUUGAGAACCACUGCCCUAAUACAUCAUAUUAUCAAAUUAAGACUGCAUUUAUUAUUUAUAACACAUAUGGUAUGAUGGUUAUGUUACAAAGAUGAUAUAAUCAUUUUUUUGGCUUACUGCAAAAAAUGAUUUUCAAGAAAAAAUGUUCUUAGUAUUUUUGUAUUGUUUUCAGUAAAAAUAUAAAAACAUUUCUUAAAUUAAGAUGCUUUUUCUUGAUGAGCAAAACUACCCAAGAAAAUAAGUCUAGUUUUUAGACUUAAAAAUAUCAAAUUUAAGUGAUUUUGUGCAUAAAACAAGCAAAAAACAAAUCUGACAAUGGGGUAAGCAAAAAUAUUAAAUUUGAUAUUUUGGUCUAAAAACUAGACUAAUUUUCUUUUUGCUCAUCAAGAAAAAGCAUCUUAAUAUAAUAAUUUUUUGAUAUUUUUACUGAAAACAAGACAACUAAGAAUUUUUUUUCUUGAAAAUCCUUUUUUGCAGUGUAGAUAACAUUUUAAUUCAGCUAAAUAAGAUUUUAUCAUGGGAACAUGCUCUUUAUUUCUCAACCCCAUUUACGGUUUUUUGUUAUUAUAGCUAAUCAAUGCAUUUUUUUUAUUUUACAUUUAAACAACAUUUGGAGGACCCCUGGUAAUAUCACACCAGACCCCCUGUUGAAGAACCAUGCUUUAGAAUUUGGUAAAGUUAAACACAAAGUACAGAUACUUGAUUAAAGUAAAAAUACUUGAAUCCUUUACACCUCUGAAUGAAUGGUAAAGUUAGUGUGUGAAAGGCAUCACAUAAGCCUCCAUAUUUAGAAGGAAUAGUGGGUUUUAACAAUUCACAUCCAAGUUAUUUCAAGCUAAAUAUCAAGUAUACAAUUCAACAAACCCUGCUUUAAUAUAAAAGCCUCAAAAUAUACAGUUGGCAUGUUCUUACAAACCAUAAAAAUAGUGUUUUCUUUGGGGUUUUUGCAUAUUCCAUGGUUCCCAUUCAAAGCCAAAUUUCCUAACUUUUCCUGGCUAAAAGCUGAAUUUUCAUGACCUGUCUGAGAUGCAAAUUACAUUUUAACAAGCAAAUUACAUUUUGAUAAAUGCAAAGUGACAAAAUCCCUGAUAUUCAAUUACUUUGAAAUUCAUUCACUUCUAAAAAAACCUUCCAUGACCUGUGGGAACCCUGAGAUUUAAGUCUUAUGCUGGAAUAAAUUGUCGUCUUAAGAAUUUUAUUUUGAUAAUGACAUACACUUAAAAAAAGUUCCUCAGAAGGUUCACAGCACAGCAUUUUUGGUUCCAAGUACAUUUGUGUACAUGGUUCUCUUUCUUGUACCUUUUUAUAAUCUUAAGAACCUUUUCUCACCACUAACAUCUUUUUGGGCGUUAACAAAUCUUUGUGGAGCCAUUCAGCAAAAAUAAGUUAUUUGGUCAAUGUGUGAAGUGUUUUUAAGGGUGUACAUCAACCUCAUUUCCAGUCUUUGUCCUCCAUACACCUUAAGUUAAAGACUAGUGUCAGUAAACCUAUGCAAAACCAUCCUAACUUUUAAUUGGAAGGAAGUCUAGGAAAUACUACAUUAGUCACUUAUUGUUCCUCUCCCCAGCUAGAUCUUGAUUCAAACACUGGUUUGUGGUCUCUAAACACUUAAAGUUUCAACAGUGGUAAUGUGGUUGUAUCUGAUGUAGACCAUUUAGGUUUCCAAACAUUUCUGUACAUUACACACUGCAUUAUAUGCCCAACAAAGACUUGUUCUGCUGCAGUAACCUUUAGUAUCAAGUUGACAUAAGACACCACAUCACUUAUAGUAUUAAAAAAAGAUUUAUUGGUAAAAAAGUUAAAAACGUAAUAAAAUAAAUCCUUUGCACAGCUGCAUCUAGGUCCUAGAAAAAGAGAAAUAAGAGAUUAGAGGUGGUUUUAAUAUAAAAAUUACACUGAGAAAGAUCACUGUACCUUUCAUCAUUGCACCAUUUUUAGGCUGGCAUGUCUUUCCAGUUUAGAGACUUCACCUCAGAUCCUAAAUGAGAAAGCCAGAUGCGUUAUGGUCUCGUAGCUUAACACCACAAACAAGUGGGCAUGCAUUUUAAGUUUAAAUGUGACAAAUGUUCUGCACCAAAGGACUAUGCUAACUGCAGUUACUCCUCCAAUCACAACACUGAAUGGGAAGUUCAGUUACUGUACAGCUUUUGCCAAAUAAAGGUUAUGUUUUACAGUUA
Molecule: messenger RNA, 5130 nt
Organism: Paramisgurnus dabryanus
Lineage: Eukaryota; Metazoa; Chordata; Actinopteri; Cypriniformes; Cobitidae
Gene: nfe2
Product: nuclear factor, erythroid 2
Biological process (GO): regulation of transcription by RNA polymerase II
Cellular component (GO): nucleus
Molecular function (GO): RNA polymerase II cis-regulatory region sequence-specific DNA binding; DNA-binding transcription factor activity, RNA polymerase II-specific
Source: RefSeq, a predicted model, not a curated record